Messenger RNA from Nematolebias whitei (Rio pearlfish), 2108 nucleotides. It is a transcript of the gene nfic, whose product is annotated as nuclear factor I/C. The coding region runs from base 213 to 1697 and encodes 494 amino acids. Gene Ontology annotation, biological process: regulation of transcription by RNA polymerase II. The record is from RefSeq and is a predicted model, not a curated record. The transcript has 13 exons. Gene Ontology annotation, molecular function: RNA polymerase II cis-regulatory region sequence-specific DNA binding; DNA-binding transcription factor activity, RNA polymerase II-specific. Gene Ontology annotation, cellular component: nucleus. Lineage: Eukaryota; Metazoa; Chordata; Actinopteri; Cyprinodontiformes; Rivulidae.
AGGUUAACGUUGCAUUAUUCGGUUCUGCCGCAGCCCGGAGGAGGAGGAGCGGGAGGAGGGCGAAGCUUGACGCGGGACGUUUCUGGUCCGGAGCACAGCGAAGCGAGUCCGGCUGACGGGAGGACCAUGAUAGGAGGGACUGCGGGACGAUAAGGGCCGUCGGAGCAGGAUGGACCGGCUUUAAGUUCCCACGGUGGCGGUUCGGCGUCGACAUGGAUGAGUUCCAUCCAUUCAUUGAGGCUCUGCUGCCCCAGGUCCGUGCUUUCGCCUACACAUGGUUCAACCUCCAGGCCAGGAAGAGGAAGUACUUCAAAAAACAUGAGAAGAGGAUGACCAAAGAAGAGGAGCGAGCUGUCAAAGAUGAACUACUGGGAGAGAAGGCAGAGAUAAAGCAGAAGUGGGCCAGCCGUCUUUUGGCUAAGUUGAGAAAAGACAUUCGACCUGAAUGCAGAGAGGACUUUGUCCUGUCCAUCACUGGGAAGAAGGCUGCAUGCUGUGUCUUAUCUAACCCUGACCAGAAAGGCAAGAUGAGACGCAUAGACUGCCUCCGACAGGCUGACAAGGUGUGGAGGUUAGAUUUGGUGAUGGUCAUCCUUUUUAAAGGCAUUCCUUUAGAAAGCACCGAUGGGGAGCGACUGGUGAAAGGAGGCCAAUGCUCCAAUCCUGUCCUUUGUGUCCAGCCACACCACAUCUCUGUUUCCGUCAAAGAGCUCGACCUCUACCUCGCCUUCUACGUACAAGAAAAAGAGGCAGAGCAGACCAGUAGCCCCAGUCGUGCUGGAGUGGGUUCUGAUCAGGAGGACAGUCGGACGGGCGCCAUAGAUGGUCCAGAGUUCCAGGAGAGUUUUGUGGCUUCAGGAGUUUUUAGUGUUGCCGAGCUGGUCCAGGUUUCCAGAAUCCCCGUUGUAACUGGAGUUGUACCUGGUUUCUCCAUGGGGGAUCUCCAGGGUCACCUGUCCUACGACCUCAACCAGUCCAUCAACCAGCCGGUCAGCCUGAAGCGGUCACUGGCCAGCACUUCGUCCAGCGGAAGUAAACGUCUUAAAUCUGGCUCCAUAGAGGAGGAUGCUGACAGUCCUGGAGGAGAGUAUUACCACUCACCUUCAUCUCCUGCAAGCAGCUCAAGAAACUGGACUGAUGACAUAGAAGGAGGUUUGUCUCCCCCAGUCAAGAAAGUGGAGAUGGACAGCCCCUCCCCCCAGGAGGACUCCCCAAGAAUGGGCUCCUUAACUCAGCACCACCGUCCAGUCAUAGCUGUGCACAGUGGUCUCUCUCUGAGUUCUCAUCCCUCCUCAUCGCUUCACUUUUCUUCCUCUUCCUACUUUUCUCAUGGAGCAAUCCGCUAUCCUCCUCACCUGGCUCAGGAUCCCCUGAAGGAUCUGGUCUCACUACCCUGUGACCCUUCAAAUCAGUCCCCCAGCUCCCUCAACGGCAGCACUCAAGUGAAAAUGCCCAGUCAUUACAUCACCUCUCAAUUGUUGGGACCCCAUGGACCAGCACCCCCCCUCCCUAGACCAUCUGCUCCCAUAGAGUCAAAGGCCUCCACCUCCUCAUCUGAAGGAGGGGCAAAUUCCCCCACAUCACCCACAUACUCUGCUCCUGGGACGCCCCCUACCAGUCAGUCCUCCUUUGUUGGAGUGACUCCUCGGGACCCAGGUGGACUCUACCAAGCCCAGUCUUGGUAUCUGGGUAACUGAGUGAGGUCUGGAGGACCCGAGAUGGUCCUGACGGUGCCGUCCUGGGGCAAAGGAGACACAUCAGUCAAGAUUCAGCAACAUGGAAACAACUCUUGACCACAUUUAAAUAUAAAAACACAUUAUUUUAUAUUUAUAUGUGUGUUUGUAGCCAGAGACCGUCCAAGGGAAGCUGGACGCUGCUGAGCCGUUGUUUAGGUGGAAGCGGUUGAUCUGUGCAGACGUCAGUCUGGGAUGAACGAUGCACCAGACCUUCCCAUCAGGACGGCAGAACCUAAGAAACUCGUAACCCAACUGCAUCCCAAGAAUGAGGUCUGUUGCUUUUGGAUGUAUGUCAGCUUUUACUCCUAGCCAUCUCUUCUAAAUCCAGUAGGAGGCCCAUGUAGACCCCCACCCCCAUGCCCCCCACCCCCC